This is a messenger RNA of Staurois parvus, 303 nucleotides long. The record is from the annotation of a GenBank genome assembly. NCBI's taxonomy places the organism in Eukaryota, Metazoa, Chordata, Amphibia, Anura, Ranidae.
UGUUAAGGGGCACUCUCAUGGGCAUCUUUUAUGUUAAGGGAGCACUCUGAUGGGCACAUGUUAUGUUAAGGGGGCACAUACUGUGGAAAGGGGCAGUCUGAUGGGCACAUGUGAUGGAAAGAGGCACUCUGAUGGGGAAUAUUAUGUAAAGGGUACACUGAUGGGGAAAUAUGAUGGAAAGGGGUACUUUGAGUGGAUGGAAAUACCUGAUGGAUAUACCUGAUGUAAAGGGGCACUCUGAUGGGGACAACUGAUGUAAAGGAGUACUCUGAUGGCGACACCUAAUGUAAGGGGGCACGCUGA